AGCACACACACACACACACACACACACACAUAACCGUCUCGGCUAUCAGUGCACGAUUGGACCUGAGCCAUCUCGGAAGAAAGAGAGAAAGAAAAGGAGGAAGGAAAGAGCGAAUAGAAAAGAGGGCAGGCAACAGUAUUGCCCAAGACAAGUGGGUCGUGUUGCAGAAUGGGAAAUGCACCUUCUCAAGGCAUGUCAACCCUAUCUCCAUGCAUACUUAAGUAGCAGAUCCGGACCGCUCAGGUCAACACAUGAUCUCCACAGACGACGCGGAAUACCCGCGGGAGUACCGCACGCUGGGGAACGGCACACGGCGGUUCUCCAACGUGGGCCUAGUACACACCUCUGAGCGUCGACACACUGUGAUUGCAGCACAGAGUCUUGAAGCACUUACUGGACUCCAGAAAGCUGAUAUGGAAAGGAAAAGGGAUGCUUUUAUGGAUCACCUCAAAAACAAGUACCCCUCUCAACAUCCUCCUUCACCUGGGGGCAGUAUGCGUGUUCAACAAGAGCGUGUAAGAGAGCAGCAGCAGCCAAACUACUGGAGUUUUAAGAUGGGGCUUCCCAGCUGUUACACUAAUGUCAAAACUCGAAGUCCACGUCAUUCCCAGUCUACGCAGUCAGGAUUAGCAGACCAGGCAAGCAAAUUAUCGUUUGCUUCAGCUGAAUCACUGGAGACUAUGUCAGAAGCCGACAUACCACUUGGGUUUAACCGGAUGAAUCGCUUUCGACAGAGCCUGCCAUUAUCACGUUCAACCAGCCAGACCAAGCUAAGAGCACCAGGAGUUCUAUUCCUUCAGUUUGGAGAUGAAACCCGCCGCGUUCACAUUACUCACGAGCUGAGUAGUAUGGACACUCUGUAUGCACUUAUUGUGCACAUGUUUCCACAAAAACUCACCAUGGGUAUGCUUAAGUCACCCAAUACUGCGAUUCUCAUAAAGGACGAGACUAGGAAUGUUUUCUAUGAACUGGAGGAUGUCAGAGAUAUUCAGGACCGCAGCAUCAUAAAAAUCUAUCGCAAAGAACCCAUCUAUGCAUCCUACCCUGGUUCACACCUAACCAAUGGAGACCUCAGGAGAGAAAUGGUGUAUACUUCUCGUGAAUCCUCUCCCACUCGUCGUUUGAAUAAUUUGUCACCGUCUCCUCACCUGUCAUCCUCUGCAUCCCCUCCAUCAGGCUCUCCUUCUCGGUCUCGACUUUCUUAUAGUGGGGGUCGUCCUCCAUCUUAUGCAGGACCUGCUCACCCACUCCCUCACCAUGCCUCUUCAAGUCCAGGUGGCCCCCCAGCAGGUAUCUCCCCCUCUCCCAGUGCUAUUCUUGAAAGACGUGAUGUCAAGCCAGAUGAAGAAAUUGCUACAAAGAACAUGGUGCUAUUAAAGAAUGAGGGCCUUUAUGGUGAUCCUUAUAGUCUUGUGCAUGAGGGCCGCCUUAGCAUCGCAUCCACACAGUCCUUGGCAGCAAUAGGGGACCCUUUCACUUUUCCUGUGUCCAGUGGCCUUUACAGAAGAGGUUCAGUUCGUUCUUUGAGCACAUAUUCUGCAGCUGCUCUGCAAGGGGAAUUGGAGGAGGCUCUGUACAAACCUGGUGGCCCUCUUUACUCCGACUCAUAUUCUUCCUCUAUCGGGAUGGGUUUCAGACUGCCUCCUUCUUCUCCCCAGAAGAUUCCAGACAGUCGAAUGAGUGACAUGCAGCUCAGAGAUCGUGAUGCUCCUCAUAGCCCAUACUCAGGGCCACCCAGUCGUUCUUCCCCUGUCCGCCAGUCUUUUAGAAAGGACUCUGCAUCAUCCUCUGUAUUUGUGGAGAGCCCAAAGUCCCGCAGUGGCAGUGCCUCUGACACCCCUUCUGGAACGGGGGGUGUAGCAACUGAUCCGGGACGAGGAGUAUCUGGUUAUAGUUCCCCCUUGCCAGCAAACGAAACAGAAACACGGGAGAGAAUGGAGGCAAUGGAAAAACAAAUUGCCAGCUUGACAGGCCUAGUCCAGAGUGUGUUGACAAGGGGACCUGAAAGCGAGGGCAUAGAGAAGAGUGAACCAACCAGUGAUGGAUCAGGGACUGGAACUUUGACCCCCUCAGUCCACAGCACCAGGGCGACUCCUACACCACCACCUCCUCCAACAGCUGCAACACAGACAACAGCAAUUACAAGAUUACAGAUGCAGUUACAUCUUCAUGACCUGCAACAGAAUGCCAGUGACCUGAGAGACCAACUAAGUCAGCUACGCAGGAUGCAGCUUCAGAAUCAGGACUGUGUGCGUACUUUGCUGAAAAGAACUGAGACAGACAUUAGUGUGCGGGUGACAGAUGCUCUGCGCAAACAGGAGGACCCCCUGCAGAGACAACGCAUUCUAGUUGAAGAAGAGCGACUUAAGUACCUUAAUGAGGAAGAACUUAUCAUCCAGCAGUUACAUGAUCUAGAAAAGUCUGUUGAAGAGAUCCAGAAAGACACCUCUGUAAACCACCGACUUGUCACUGUGCAAGAACUUGAGGAAAAGGCCUUGGUUUUGAGAAAACUUGGCGAGACCUUAACUGAACUUAAGAGUCAAUUUCCUAGCCUGCAGAGUAAAAUGCGUGUAGUUCUACGAGUUGAAGUUGAAGCUGUUAAGUUUCUCAAGGAGGAACCACAUAGACUAGAUGCCUUGCUGAAGCGUUGCAGAACUAUCACUGAUACACUAACAAACCUCAGGAGACAAGUUAAUGAGGGUAUCUGGAAAGGCCAAGAAGAUCUCACCAGUACGUCUUCAAAGCACAUGGAUGACUUCAGUAAAACUUCGGACUUUGACAUUCCAACGAGCCCGCCACUGAAUUUCAAUGACCUUAGUGGUAGUUCUAACAUAACCUCCUGGCAGACACACAGUGCACCAGGGCUAAGUGAGAGCUCUAAGAUUUCUGCACCUCAUUCGCAUAGUUCACGAACCACACUGGACAUGAGCCAGGCAAUUCCAAGCAAAAGUCGUAUGUUAGAUGACCUUGGUGGAAGAAGAAGCGUGGACAAAUCUGUGUCAGUUGAGGCUGCAGAACGAGACUGGGAGGAGAAGAGGGACAGUCUAACCCAAUACAGUACUCAGGACAUUAACCGCCUUUUGGAGGAAACACAAGCAGAGCUUAUGAAAGCCAUUCCAGACCUUGAUUUUGCAGCUAAGCAACAGAAAACCCCAAGCAUUGGGGUUCAAAGCAAUAGUGCUAGUCCCACCCCAGAACAUCGGUCUACCAAGCCCCAGCUGGCAGCACAAAAGUUAUCCACCAAGAAUGAACCAAGUGGCCGACGAGGCUCUGAUGAGCUGUCAGUACCUCGAUACCGAACAGAGAAGCCUUCCAAAUCUCCACCACCACCUCCUCCCCGUCGCAGCUUCCCAUCUUCUCAUGGGCUGACUACAACUAGAACAGGAGAGGUUGUCGUCACUAGCAAAAGCAUUAAGAAGUCAGAAUCAGAGGAAACAGAGGUGCAAAAGCCUCAUGUAAAGCUAAGGCGGAGUGUAUCUGAGGCACCACGACCAGCAUCUACACCUCCAAUUAUUGCCUCAGGGGUUAAGGAUGAUGAUGAUGAGGACAGGAUCAUUGCCGAGCUUGAGGUGUUUGAAAGAAGUACCACCAAACCACUAGCCCCCAUUUACUUUGCCAACACACCCAGCCCAGAAUCUGUGCCAUGUAUUGGCACAUUAGAAGCUAUUGGACAGAAGACUGCUGAUGUGAAAACUCGAGUCCCCAAAAUUGUGUUGACAGAGUGGGUUUCAGCACCAUCAUCUCCCACUGAGAAUUUUCUAGUCGAAAAUGGUUUCUAUCAGGAGAUGAGUCCUGAUUGUGUGUCAAAGCAUGAGGAAGUAGUUGCCAAAGCUCAGAUGGAUGUACCAGUGCUUGUAGAAGAUAUUCUUGAAGAAUUUUCAUCUAAUCUUCAAAUUCCUCCCCAGUGGUAUUCAAAAAGCUUAGUUUCUACAAAGUGCCUUGACAAUGUGUUCCUCAGUUGUACAUGGGCUGAAGGAGUAAAUAAACAUGACAGCCUAGGCGGUAAUAUCAAUCAGUUGGAGCAUUCAGAAACAUCAUCUGAGAAUCACUACAGCAAAGCAAUACCUUGCCUUAAAGAAACAGCAUCCCAGGAUUAUGAAUGGAAUGGAGAGGAUGAAGUAAUACAUGAAAUACUGGCUUUUAUCAUAAGCGACAGGCAUAUCAAAGCUUUGACUGAUAUUGAAGUAGCACAGCUUGAAAAGGAAAAUAUGUAUGUCCAGAAUAUAUCUAUAGGAAGCAGUGGUAUUGAAGAUAAUGAAAGAGAGCCAGCUUUCAUUAUUCUAGACAAGCCUAUGGACAUAAAAACAGCUUAUAAGCAUCUUUUAAUGAUAAUUGAAGAAGGGAAUACAGGAUUUCACAAAUAUUACAAAAGUUCCAAUCCCAUAAGUAAUUCUUUCAAAACUACAGAACUAGAAGGUGAAAAAGUGUUUCUUGUGACUCAUGUACCUUUAUCAUCUGAAAGUGGAAAGGAUAGACCAGAUGGUAACAUAGAUACACCUGUUCCAAGACCCAGAUCUUUCGUCACAUCAGAUAGACAUCUCAAGAACAUCCAAAUGCCAACAAUCAACUUUUCACAGUUGGAAUUAAAUGCAUUGAGUAGGGCAAUUGAGAUUGGAUGUCAAACUGGCAGUAAAACAGUUGAGUUUCUUGAUAAUUAUGAAGAGACAAUGAGCACUUCUACCAAUAUUAAGCAAAAAGAUGUGAAUGAAUACGAUUUAAAUCAGCAAAGCCAGUGGAACACUACCAGAGAGCUAAAGACAGAAACCGUUCCAAAACCUGAGUGGCUUGUAGGUCAAGGACAUUCUAUGAAUGAAGAAAGCCAGUGCCUGGAAAUCAAGAGAGAAACGUUAAAAAAGCUUGACAAUUUAGAAAAAACCAUUCAGGAACUGGAGAGCACAAUCAUGGAAAUCAGUAGUCAUCCCUCAGUAGGCCAAAUCUUCUCAAAAGACUACCUGGAAAAGCAGGCGACAGCAGAUGAGAAAAAUGAGGACUCUACAGCUGGUGUGAGUGUACCACCCAGGAAAAAACCAGUGCUUCCACCCAAACCAUCUGUGCUCCCACCAAGCUCCCAAAAGACUUCCAAUGUAUCAUCUCCAUCCAGUCGAGCAAUCCACUCAGCAGCUUCGAGGCUGAAGCACAUUCAACAGAGCAGCCCAGAGAAGACCAAGUCACUGAAACAGCGUGAAGAAUAUGUGAAGGUUCAAGGCCAGCAGCAGUGACCUUUCACCUUCGUGUCCAUCCUCCUGUUCGGGUCUUCUGAUCUGCCACUGUGCACUGUGUGAUGAUGCCGAACGUCUUUAGAUAUGUGUCCUGCUAGGCCCUCAUCUACAUCAUUUUCCUCAGUCUGAGGUGGCCUCCUAACCUUCCAUUUUAUCCAGUGCCACAAAUACAACUGCUGCUCUUUUCCAGGGCUGUGGAAAAUGCUACCGGCCUCUGGCUAUGAGACUGUAUUCUUGUUUCUCUUUCUCUUUAUCCCAUUCUUUUUCUCCUACUCCAUACAAUUGGCUUGUAGGCCUAUGGAAGCAGCAAAGCCAGGGAGUCUCAAAACCUCCCAUCCAAGACUACAAUGUUUGGUGGCAGAGAUUUGCUGUCGUCUUCAGUUGCAUCUGUAUUUGCUCCUGGCUUGAAGAAGUACCCUCAAGAUGGAGUAUCAUUGUCUGCCUCCAGUUCAGCCUCAAGCAGCCCUGCAAAAACUCUCUUCUCCAGCCUGUCUGCCUCCAGCCUCGCAGCAGAUGCUCUGCUUUCCUCCACAUUUCGAGAAAGGUUGGUGAAAGAAUACCGUACAUCAUCUGCUCCACUCCCUGCAUUAAAUGGCCGACCUGCUGCCUCUUCUUCCUCCUCACUUUCCUCACUUUCGCUAUCUUCUUUCGGCCUGAAGAGCUCUAAGGGCCUCCAGAAUACUGCUCUGAACAACCUGAAAGACAAAAGCAAAACUCUUCCCAAGCCAGCAUCGUAAGGAGCAACAUAAUAAGCACACAACAAUUAACAUGACUAAAGUGUACUAGGGUGGUUUGUUUUCCUCUUGCUUUCAUUUCUAAGAGCGUAUGGCAGCCCAGACUGUUUGCUCCCUUUGUAUCUGAGUAUUGCAGGGAUAUGUGGGACAUGUUUGUCUGUACAUGUGUAGAGUGUGUAUACGCAGAAAGCAUAUUAAAUUAUUUGUGAAGUGUUAAAGAGCUGGGUAUUGUAGUACAACGCAGUUAACGCUGCACUCUAAAUAUAACACCAUAUGCUGUGGGGCUUAACCAUCACCCAGUGAGGUUACAAAGCAACCAGAAUACGCUGUGAAAAGAAAAAGAAAUAUUGAGUCUUAGGUUUUCUUUGAAACCACUAAAACACAUUUGAAAGACCUUAGUAAUACUGCAAUGUGAUUUAAAUACAGGGUGGUCCAGAUCUAAUUAUGCAAUCAUGGCAUUGCAUUAAAAGUUGCAUAGUUAGAUCUGGACCACCCAAUAGUUUCAGUUACUUUUUAGUUAUUACUUUGCCUUCACCCAGGGGGUCUUUUAAGACCAAUACAGUUGUUACAAACUUUUAGGGAUAAUUUAUCCACCCACCCAAAUGGAGCACUCCCUGUAUUUCUAACAUGCCCACCGCACCCAUCCCCGGUCUAAAUGCCUUGCCACAGACUGCCAUGCACAACUGAAGUGUACAUUUGUGGUUUAGCUACUAUGGACAUGAUGUGAUGGUUAAAUUACUGACACAUCUGAACUUUUAUGAUGCAGAGUAGAAAUUUAGACUUUUAACAAUGAAUGCACUUUAUUGCAAAACACAAAAUAACACGAUAAAACAUGCAUUUAAUUUGCUUUUUCGAACAAAGAGAAUGUUUUUGCAAGUGGUAUUGAUAUUCAUACCAGGACCGAUACACUUUUUAUUGAUGCAUCUAUGCAACUAGUUAUGAACUGAAGACACAGAAAAUACUGCAUGUAGUGGACCAAAUAUAACACUGAAAAUAAUUAGUAUAUAAAAGUGCCAUCAGUCUGUGCCAGGCAGUAAAUGCAGUCUGCCCUACUAUGUCCUGUGAACCCACUUGUUGACAUCCUGAACAGAAAACAUUACUUGUGCAUCAUAAAUGAAUGUUGCCGCUACAUAUGCUGUGGUGCUCUAUGGAUUAGGUAAAGGUGACUGACAUCUCCAUAUGAGCCGCAAAUUUGAACUCCAUAAUAAGUCUGCAUAUUUUACAGAUUUUAAACUAUAAUAGUCGAUUGCAUCCUAUGGGGGUCAGUUCCGUUGCCUGAAUUCUGCAAUAAAAUUGGAAUUCCAUUUUUUGAUGUGCCAUUCUAUUUUGUCUGAUGAUGUACUAUUCCGGGCGGCACUGUGGCGUAGUGGGUAGCGCUGCUGCCUCGCAGUUAGGAGACCUGGGUUCGCUUCCCGGGUCCUCCCUGCGUGGAGUUUGCAUGUUCUCCCCAUGUCUGCGUGGGUUUCCUUAUGCAAGUUAAGUGCAUUGGCGAUCCUAAAUUGUCCCGUGUGUGUCCUGCGGUGGGCUGGCUCCCUGCCCCGGGGGUUUGUUCCUUCCUUUACGCCCUGUGUUGGCUGGGUUUGGCUCCAGCAGACCCCCGUGACCCUGUGUUAGGAUAUAGCAGGUUGAAUAAUGACUGACUGACUAAUUGUGUUUGUUUCAAAGGCCCAAGCCCCAGUAUUCCAGAACUCUUCAGUAACAUUCACAAUGCAUUCUGGGUGUUUUGCUUUUUACCUAUUAGUAUUUCUGAUAAUGGAGCCUAAUAUAUUUAUUAGAAAAGUUAUUCCAGCAAUUUAAAGUAACUUGCUACUGAUGUUUAGUGCUCUGCUGCCUCUGACAAUUCUUGCUAAGUUACUCUUCAUGGCCAAAUAAUCAAAAUAUUGAGUAUCAGAAAAAUCCACUGCAAGAAUCUGAAUGUGGCAUUAUAUUAUUAGACAAGCACAAAAUGUUAAUUACUUCUUAAACAAAGACAUUUGGGGUGGUUAGUGAGAGAUACUUUUUUAUUUUGGUUUGUAUGGUUUUACAUUGUUAGUUAUUGUCUUCUUUGAGUCAAAAAACAGCACCCUGUCUGUGCAGCCUUAGAUCCAUGGGGACCCUCCUGUAGGUUUUAGUUCAGAGUGUAGCUUGCAUAUUCUUCCACAGUCCUGAUGGGUUUCCUCUCACAUCUCAAAAAAAAAAAUCUUAAAGGUGGUGGCCCACCACAGAGAGAAUCCA
Erpetoichthys calabaricus (reedfish) is the source of this 8167-nucleotide messenger RNA. It is a transcript of the gene srcin1a, whose product is annotated as SRC kinase signaling inhibitor 1a. Gene Ontology annotation, biological process: regulation of dendritic spine morphogenesis. The coding region runs from base 252 to 5219 and encodes 1655 amino acids. Gene Ontology annotation, cellular component: postsynaptic density; actin cytoskeleton; cytoplasm. The record is from RefSeq and is a predicted model, not a curated record. The transcript has 21 exons. Lineage: Eukaryota; Metazoa; Chordata; Cladistia; Polypteriformes; Polypteridae.